Molecule: messenger RNA, 1644 nt
Organism: Enterobius vermicularis (human pinworm)
Lineage: Eukaryota; Metazoa; Nematoda; Chromadorea; Rhabditida; Oxyuridae
Source: the annotation of a GenBank genome assembly
AUGACUGAUGUUUGGAAGUCGAAUGCUAGAAAGUUUUGCGAGAUUUGUAAGGUGUGGUUUGCGGAUAAUCGCGUUAGCAUUGAACAUCAUGAAGCUGGUCAGAAACAUAAAGCAGCUGUUCAAGCUAAGUUGCGUGAACUUGCCAAACAGAAUAAGGAGAAGGAACGAGCUGUAAGUCCUCCCUAUUUUCUGCGUCAGUAUUGUACUACUCGUUCUGGGCUUGGAGCUGAGAAACUAGAAAAGUUUGGAAGGGAUCCGUUUUUACGACUUGCUGCAUCUUCUAAUUUGCGUUUUAAUGCUGAAGCCUUCGAGAACGCGUCUCUAGAGGCAACUCUUGCAAUGAUGGAAUCUGCGGCGUUGAGCAGCAUGGGAUCACAAGCGACAACAUCAGCGAUUCCUUCUUGUAGGAAACAGCAUUACUUUUUCAUGUUUGUUUGCUCUAUAUUGAAUUUUAUUAGAAUUGUUUGGGGUCUUUCCCGCCAUCUCAAACAAAACUUUACAGGUGCUUCUUUUGGUCCAAUGCCGAAACCGAAACAGUAUCUUGAUCCUAGAGCGCACAGAGCAUCGAUAGCAGAAAUGGCAAAGGAGAUUGCUCGUCGGAAAAAAGAGUUCUUGAGCAGAAAAAAUGAUGGUAUUACGAAAACAGAGCCGUUCCCUGAAGAGCAUGCUGCCAAAGAGCUAUCAGGAGCCACCGAUGAAGAUCCUGUGUGGGUGGAAGCAAUGACAGAAACUGGCGUACCUUAUUAUUUUCACAUGUAUAGUGGAGAAACAAGCUGGCAAGCUCCGUCAAGGUACUUCACUUCAGAGCAGUAUGCUCUGAAAUAUGCAGCUUUAACAGGGGAUUCUUCACACUUCCAGCCAACGAUACCAGUUGAUUCCGCUGUUCAAAAUACGGAAAGUAGUGAAAGUGCAUCAACAGCUUCUUUACCACCGGUGAAAGAGGAACCUUUGGACGAAGUUGAAGAAACGACUCCAAAACAAGAAAUAUCUCAGGAAGAAAGCAUUGCUAUGGCAGCAAAUUUUCGUUUAGAAGAUGCAAACAUUCCUUUGCCACCACCUUUGAAAACUGAAAGUCAAGGGGGAAACUUUUCAAAACCUUCGAAAGAGUUUAUAAAAAGGGAGAUAUUGGAUGACUACGAGGAUGAUGGGGAAAAUGCUGGUUCUCAUGCAGAUAAGACGACAGAAGUGGGAGGCAGUUGCGCAGUAAAAAGCGAAGCUGAAGAUGAUUCUAUUCCUGCUGAAAGAGGAGAUACAGAAGAGCUUAGGAGCGAGGAAGUGAGCGAUCCUGCUCACUCAGAAACCAUUCACGAAAUUUUUAAAAAGAGCGAACAUCCACUUGGCGCUUGGAAACGUGUUGGAUCAUCUCCUGAAGCCCCAAAAAUGUUAAUUUUGUUCAGUUGUUACUUGUUUUUCUUUUUUUUGUUUACCACUUAUAAGUCUUCCGUUUUUAGCGACUUUCAACUUCCUACUGAAGCUGAAGGAAGGAAAAUAAAACCGGAGGUUGAAGUAAAACCUGAAGAUAUAGUUGUCUUUACUGAAAAGACAGCUUCCUUACCUAAAAAGAAAAAGAAUUUGGAUGCUCCAAUAGAAUUCAAGAAACGAAAAACAAAUCUCAAUAUUCGGAGACAGAAGAACGGUACAUAA